This is a messenger RNA of Lolium rigidum, 2004 nucleotides long. Its product is annotated as cysteine-rich receptor-like protein kinase 10. Bases 1 to 1884 code for a protein of 627 amino acids. Gene Ontology annotation, biological process: protein phosphorylation. Lineage: Eukaryota; Viridiplantae; Streptophyta; Magnoliopsida; Poales; Poaceae. The record is from RefSeq and is a predicted model, not a curated record. Gene Ontology annotation, molecular function: ATP binding; protein kinase activity. The transcript has 7 exons.
AUGGCGACUGUCUGCGCCGUCAUACUGCUCCUUCUACUGAUCACAGUGCAACAUCUGGUGGCCGCCGACGUAUUCUGUGACAACCUUAAGGUUGUGGCCGCCAUGCUGCCAAAAAACACCUCCUCUUCGCCUCUACGCUUCGCCACCGCCACCUUCGGCCAAGCCCCCGAGGUCGUCUACGCGCUCGCGCUCUGCCGCGGUGAUGUUGUAAACGGUACCACCUGCGCGGAUUGCAUCGCAAGCGGUUUCAACAUACUGCAGAAACUGACGCCACCGCCUCAGCAGUGCGCCUAUCCUGGCGCGUACUACGGCGAGUGUCACCUCGUGUACUCCACCGACAACAUCCUCGGGCUGUCCUACAAUGCUACUGGCGACGACGUGGUAGAGCUCCAACUGUGGAACAUCAUGAACUUCACAAGCGACGCCCGUCUCAUGGCGGGCCUCGUCAAAGAGCUGCUGGUGGAGACGGUGGAGAUGGCAGCCAGCACGACGCCGAGGCGGUUCGCCACCGGCCUCACGUACGGCGGCUCGACGUUCCCCAUAGUGCGCUCUAUGGCGCAGUGCACGCCGGACAUGUCAGCGGGCGACUGUCUGGCUUGCCUACGACAUCUCCUCGCCAAGGUCAACUCCACCAUGGCCCUGCGGAUUGGAGGACAGAUCCAUGUCAUACAUUGUUAUUUCAGGUAUGAGACAUAUGCGUUCUACAAUGGUCCACCUAUGCUGCGCCUCGGGCAGGCACCGGCACCGGAACCAUCUCCGGAUUCGACUCCGUCCAAGAACAAGAGGCGUAUGAACAAGCUGUGGACAAUUCCUAUAGUUGUACUUUCUCUAGCGGCAGCAGGAUUUCUCAGCUUCAUCUGCUUCUCUCGUCGGCUCACAAGUCGAAUAAUAGGUAUUGUGGAUCUUACACGACUAGAGGCCACAAAUUAUUUUUCAGAUGAAAACAAACUUGGAGAAGGUGGCUUUGGCGCUGUCUACAAGGGCCAGCUUCCUGAAGGAUUGGAUAUCGCGGUUAAAAGACUUGCCUCACAUUCAGGACAAGGUUUCAUAGAGUUCAAAAAUGAGGUCCAGCUUAUGGCCAAACUACAACACAUGAAUUUGGUUAGGCUAUUGGGAUGCUGCUCCCAAGAGGAGGAGAAGAUAUUGGUCUAUGAAUACUUGCCAAACAAAAGCCUAGAUUUCAUCAUAUUUGAUCAAAAUGAAAGAGCUUUGCUUCACUGGAACAAACUUGAAGCAAUAAUUGAAGGAAUAUCACAUGGACUUCUUUACCUACAUAAGUACUCCCGGUUACGUGUCAUACAUCGUGAUCUUAAGCCAAGCAAUAUUCUCUUGGACAGUGAAAUGAAUCCAAAAAUUUCAGAUUUUGGACUAGCAAAAAUUUGCAGCUCAAAUAGUACCGAAGGAAACACAAGAAGAGUUGUUGGUACAUAUGGCUACAUGGCUCCCGAGUAUGCUUCCGAGGGUGUAUUCUCCGUUAAAACCGACGUCUUCAGCUUUGGUGUUGUUAUUCUUGAGAUGCUUAGUGGAAAACGGAACUCCGGUAGCCAACAAUCUGGAAAUUUCAUCAAUCUUCUACGAUAUGCAUUUGAACUAUGGGAAGAGGGAAGGUGGAUUGAUAUUAUUGAUUUAUCGAUUGGUCCCGCUGGUCACUCAGCAGAGAUAACAAGGUGCAUAAACACAACAUUGUUGUGUGUACAAGAGAAUGCAGCAGAUCGACCAUCAAUGGCAGAGAUUGUUGCAAUGCUAAGCGGUGAGAGUAUGAUGCUGGCCCAGCCAAAGCAGCCAGCAUAUUUCAAUGUAAGGGUGGUAAAUGAAGAGGCGUCCACUGCUCUUGAAGCAAGCAGUAUUAAUGGUUUGACUAUAUCUGACAUAGUUUCGAGAUAGUGAUGUGCUGUCUGUUUCUUACUGCUCAUAGCAUCAGAUAAUUUGUAAGCUGAAGUUGUAUUCCAACUGUGUGAUUAUGCACUGGUGUUUGUAAGAAGCUUCCUCAGAUAUAUACUAUUG